CUUGUCCAUUACUAAAAUGGGAGACAGAAUUAUUUCAAACUGACAGAUAACUAAGCUAUAAUGACAGUGUUUUUUCCUUGCAAUGCUGGAAGAACAUGCCCUGAUAGUGAUCAACGAUAUUCUUGAAAUGCUGUCUAAUAAUGAAAAGCCAAGAUGUGUUUAUCUAUACAUUGUAUAAUGUAUUUAUAUAAUUUAGGCCCGUGUUUUACUCUGGAGAACAUGCAUACAGAUGGUGUUGGAAUAGAUUAAAAGUUAAGGAUGGUGUUUAGCAUGUCUAGAUAACGGCGUAUAAAGUUAGCUGUCAAAGUUUUUCUCCACGAAACAUAUUUGUGCUUCUCGAGCUCUUCACCAAGUCUUUGCUAGGCGCUAGCUGCAGCAAUUCACCUCCAUACAGCCUUCAGUUCUACAGGUAAGUUUUAAUACAUCCUCAGGGCAUCAUCAUCUUCAUCUCAUCAUGAAGUCAUUGGUCGCAGUUAAGUAUUACAUUCCCUCCUUUGGUAACAAGUCUCUCUUGAUGAGAUUACCACUGGAUCAUUUAUACAUUUUACUGUCUCCUGAACAGAUGUGUUAUUUAGAUUGGCGUGUUCUAACAGGUAUCACGUAGCCUAAGCUUUAAAUCAUCUGGCCUUAAUCUUGUAGUCUUACCUUGAUAGUUUUCGACCCUGUCUCACAUUUAUAAUCUAUGCUAAGCUUCCUUUCUCAUAAAAGUAACUUUCCCCAGGCCCGGUUUACCAAGAGCUGCUGAUAUCCGGUCUUGUUGUAAAGGAUCCAGCAAUGAAGGUUAACUGGAACUUCAGAUCACAUCUGGCUCAUGAACAGAAUACAAUAAAACGCCAACCAGGGUCCAUCAGAGUAGGGGCAACAGGCAAGGUGAGCACCCUGAUGACUCAUGAAUUAGACGAAGUCAAAGGCUCAUCAAGCCAUCAUGUGUCUCGUAAGAGAAACACUCAAAACUUCCCAGUUACAGUCUAUUGUGGCGAGUCCAGAAGACAAGCUUGUUAUCAGUCUGGAAACUCUACAACAAGUACUGGUCAAAGAGCAGAGACUCGACAAAAGCAGCAGCACAACAUGAGGCAUACGGGUCGUGACAUUCCUGUGUUUGCUUCAGAAGAUGCCUCUGUACAUAUGAAACCUGUUAGAGAUGAAAAGAGAAAGCCUCAAUAUAUUGAGGUUGUGGACCUGAAAUGUGGGACAAGUCUUAAGAAAGCUUGGUCUCGGCACACUACCAAGAAUAGAAGCCUCAAAUUCUCUAGGCUUUCUGUGUCUAAUUGAAUAUAAAAAAGGCUUAAAUACACUUUAACCCUCCAAGUUGACACCAAUAUGCACAUGAACCCCUCAAGUACCAUUUUGUACGGUCCAGCCCCUCAAGUGCGAGAUUUGUAUGCUUCAACCCUCCCACUUCUUUUCCAGCUUCAAUGUCUGACAUGUUACCGUUGUUGAGGAAGGGUAGUGUGGGCAGCUUGUUUCAUGGAAGUUCAGUGUACACAUUAACCCCGUUCUAGUUUCAUGUUUGGACAGUGUGGGUGUAUAUAUAUAUAUGUGAUGCCUACCCUAAUCUCUCCAUCUCUGUAACAGCUUGCUUAACUUCUUAAAAAUGAGCCGCACACUUGAAGAAUGUGAUGCAAUCCUUGAUCUGGCCUGUGACUGCGACCUUAUGAGUGUUGUGAGGACUAGGUGGUACGGGCCGAACGCAGGGCGGAGGUUUCGAGAGUGUCCUGAUGAAGAGUGUGGCUUUCACAAAUGGGUUGAUGAACCACCCACCGAGCGCACACUGGAGAUAAUCAAGGAGCUGAAGGAGCGCGAUUCAAAGCACCUCGAUCAGGCAGGGAGACGCCGAGAGCGUUUGGUAGCUUGGUACGAAGCUAGGCUGACUGCUGAGAAAGAGAAACACGAGAACACGCUUGCUGGGCUGCUACUUUUGUGUGAUGUGGUGAAGGAAAUUACCCUUCAAACAGAGGGCCCAGAAAACCCAGGUCCCUUGUAUGUAGGAGAUUCGGAGGAUUCCGAGUAGAGCACUUUAAUGUUGCAUACUUGGCGAUGGGUAUGGUGGCCUCUGCUGGCAUUGAUUCGAAGAAGAUUAUGCAGUUUUUAAGUUGUAUUUCAAAGUCUAUGUGAAAAUCUGUUAAGUUUGGUUAGUUUGGUAAGUUUGUGCCUGUCAACAAUGUUUGUAUGUGUUAAGUUAGCUUAAUUAUGUUUGUAUUUCAACUGCUUAUGAAUGAAGACUAUGU
Daucus carota subsp. sativus is the source of this 2228-nucleotide messenger RNA. RefSeq lists its product as hypothetical. Lineage: Eukaryota; Viridiplantae; Streptophyta; Magnoliopsida; Apiales; Apiaceae. The transcript has a single exon. The record is from RefSeq and is a predicted model, not a curated record. Bases 775 to 1272 code for a protein of 165 amino acids.